Messenger RNA from Schistosoma turkestanicum, 671 nucleotides. Lineage: Eukaryota; Metazoa; Platyhelminthes; Trematoda; Strigeidida; Schistosomatidae. The record is from the annotation of a GenBank genome assembly.
GAAAGGCCUUUGAUGUAAAGUAGCGCUUGUUUUGCAAAAAUGGCUAUCGAGAUAGAGUCGGCCGAUGUUGUCCGACUUAUUGAACAAUAUCUAAAAGAAUGUAAUUUAUUGAGAUCCCUUCAAGUUUUGCAGGAGGAAACUGGCAUAUCACUUAACACAGUCGAUUCAGUUGAAGGAUUUAUGACUGAGAUUACUAAUGGUCAUUGGGACACUGUGUUACAAGUUGUACAAAACUUGAAACUGCCUGAUCAUAAACUUAUGGACCUGUAUGAACAGAUCGUUAUAGAAUUGGUUGAGCUACGUGAAUUGGGUGCUGCGAGGACAUUAUUACGUCAGACUGAUCCAAUGAUAGCAUUAAAACAAGCUUAUCCUGAGCGGCAUGCGCAUCUUGAAAACCUUUUGGCUCGAUCAUAUUUCGAUCCACGUGAAGCUUAUUUGGAAGGACAGUCCAAGGAAAAACGUCGUCAAGCCAUAGCUGCUUCACUUUCCGGAGAUGUUAAUGUAGUCGCCCCCUCACGUCUUCGAGCCCUUUUAAGUCAAGCACUAAAAUGGCAACAACAUCAAGGCCUGCUUCCCCCAGGUACUGCAAUUGAUGUUUUUCGUGGUAAAGCAGCCUUGAAAGAACUUGAAGAUGAAAAGCCACCAGUUACAUUAUCUGUGACUAUUCGAGU